AUGCUCAUAUCCUUCCAGAGUGGAGUUGAUUCACCGAGUUAUGGUGCUGCUAUUGAUGAUGAGAGUGAUAAUGUUGAUACUGAGAAUGCUCAUAUCCUCCAGAGUGGAGUUGAUUCACCAAGUCAUGGUGCUGCUAUUGAUGAUGAGAGUGAUGAUGCUGAUAGCAUCCAGGAUAAUGAUCAAAGUGCUGGAGAGCAGGGUACAUUGACAUUCCCAGACUUGGAGUAUGAUAUUCUGGAUGAUUCACCCAGCCAUAAUGCUGCUGUUGAUGAUGAGAGUGAUGAUGCUGAUAGCAACCAGGAUGAUCCAGCCAGCUAUGGUGCUGAUGCUGACUUGGAUGAUGAGAAUCCUCAUAUACUCCACAGUAAUAGUACUGUUGCCAACUAUCCUCCUAUUCAAAGGGACCUGCAAGCAAAACUCUUAGAUGGAUACAAGUGUCCAGUUGUUCCCCCAUCCUCUGUUUCAGAGCCAAGCAGCCUAACAGAUUUAGAGAUCCACAGCCUCAAACACUACAUUGCAUGGAAGAAAUCAAAUGGUACUGUCAAGGCACAUGAACUGCAUGCACAGGUAUUACAACAAGCUACUCAGUUAGACAUACUGUCACUAUAUGCUGUUCGCAAGCUGGCCAGAUCUCUGGCCAAGGUUGAGCCUGUAAAGAUUGAUAUGUGCCCAAGGAGCUGUAUUGCAUAUACAGGGGACUUCAAGGACUUGAAACCUUGUCCUCACACUAUAAAGGGCCGGAUUGCAUGUGGAGAGAAGCGCUACACUGCUGGAUCUAAACCUAAGCCCAGAGCACAAAUGCUAUAUGUAUCUUUUAUCUCAAUCAUUCAAGCAAUGUUUGCAAACAAGCAAUCAUCACAACUCCUGUGA
Molecule: messenger RNA, 870 nt
Organism: Serpula lacrymans var. lacrymans S7.9
Lineage: Eukaryota; Fungi; Basidiomycota; Agaricomycetes; Boletales; Serpulaceae
Exons: 1
Coding region: 1-870 (289 amino acids)
Source: RefSeq, a predicted model, not a curated record